Molecule: messenger RNA, 6701 nt
Organism: Nezara viridula (southern green stink bug)
Lineage: Eukaryota; Metazoa; Arthropoda; Insecta; Hemiptera; Pentatomidae
Source: the annotation of a GenBank genome assembly
AUGCUUACCAUAGACGGCCUUGUUAUAUGUGUCAGUUGGGUAACGAGAAAUCUCACUGCCCACUUUAGAAGUAGAGUGACUGAUUGUGAAUGGUCAAACGAGAGGCAGAGCUAUGCUCAAACUUAUAAAUUAGUUGUUGUUGGUGGAGGUGGUGUUGGAAAAUCAGCAAUAACAAUACAAUUUAUUCAAAGUUAUUUUGUUACUGAUUAUGAUCCCACUAUCGAAGAUUCUUACACUAAACAGUGUGUUAUUGAUGAUGUCCCAGCGAAACUGGAUAUUCUCGAUACUGCUGGCCAAGAGGAGUUUAGCGCAAUGCGAGAACAAUACAUGAGAUCAGGUGAAGGAUUCCUUUUGGUAUUUUCUGUUACUGAUAGAGCUAGUUUCGACGAGAUGUAUAAAUUUCACAAACAGAUACUAAGGGUUAAAGAUAGGGAUGAGUUUCCUAUGCUUAUGGUUGGAAACAAAGCUGAUUUGGAUCACCAAAGACUGGUCCCAGCUGAAGAAGCCCAAAAUAUGUCAAGGGAAUUGAGGAUUCCAUACAUUGAGUGCAGUGCUAAGCUACGCAUGAACGUCGACCAAGCUUUUCACGAGCUAGUCAGGAUUGUGAGGAAGUAUCAAGCUUCAGAAAGGCCGUUGUUAAAGCCACAACAUAACAGUUCACGGAGAAAAUGUGCCAUUUUAUAAUGUAACAUAAUUUUUUUUUUUUUUUUUUUUACAAAACUCAUUUUCAUCACUUUAUAUAGUGACAAUGUUUUUGUUUUUGCUAUGUGUUACUAAUACGCUUUUCAUCAUUAUAUUAUAAAUUUAAUAACUGUCGAUACAGUUUUAUAUUUAACCAAUGAGAAAAAUCAAGUUCUUUCUCACACAAUAAUUUAUUAACUGCUGUUAUGAAAACAAUUUUAAAUUAAUCAUUUGAUCGUUGUUUUUUUUUCUCUUGUAAAAUGAUGAAAUCAUCAUUGAUCAAUGGAAUAUUUAACCCACCAGUUAUUUUGCCAAUUAGUGUUAAAUGCUGUUAUAUUUUAGUACUAAUGAGUUAUAUUAAUAAUGUAUUUUUAUUAUAUUUUUUAUGAUGGUUAUUACAAUUUUUUCAUAUUGGAUUACAAGGGUUUCCCUUUAAUAACUUUUUAAAACAAUUAACCUCAGUGAAUUUUAUAUUGAAGAUAUAUAUAUAUAUAUAUAUAUUAUUGUAAAAACAGGAAUAUAGUUAUAACACAUCCUAAGCAAGGAAGCUUACUUCUAUUGCUAUACAAUGCAGGUGUACAAAUUUCUUGCUAACAUGAAGCCAGUAGAUAUGUAUAUGAAUAUAUACUUAUAGUAUAGUUUGUCCUUAGCUGUUUUGUUUACAUAAAAUAUAUUAUGUUAUAAUACUGACUGGGAAUAUCAACAAAGUUUUACUUUUGUUCGUAAUUUUAUUAUGUUUAUUUUUAUGAGCUGUUUAUUUAUUUAGAGUUUUAAAGUAUUAAUGAUUUAAUUUUAAAAUUGUUUGAUCAUUUGGUAAAGCUAUAGUAAAGUCGUAUUAGGAUCACUAAUGGGCCAAGAUUACAUCGAUCACACUCUAGAUGGAAUAUUAAAGCUAGCAGAAUUCAUCUACCUUUUGAUGGUAAGGUUAGGUUACAUUUCCAACAAAAACAACUAAAAAAAAUCAGACAAAAAAAAAUUGGUAAGAAACAAUUAUAUGGUAAGAAUGGUUUAUUCUUCGUCAAUAUGUUUUCAAAUAUAUUGUCAGUUAAUUACAGAAAAUCGCUUGGUAAAUGUUUAAUGGAGCUCAAUUUUUAAGUACAUUUUUGCUUAUUCCAACCUUAUUUAUUUAUUGAUAAAAAAAACGGAAUGUGUACAAAAAUGUCACAAACUCUUUUAUAUAUAUAUAUAUAUAUAUAUAUAUAUAAAAGAUAGUUACACUAAUUACACAAUGUUCUGAUUUCACCUAGUGGAAAUUCAUCAAAGUUCUCAGUGAUUUAAUUUUAUGAAAUGUUACUUUUUAUCAAGUUACGGCUAAUUUUGGUAUUCCAUGUACAUUGCGGUCACUGCAUCUUGACCCACUAGUCAACCAGAUUAUUAUAGUUUUUAAAUUUUUUAUUGAAGUAAUUUUGGUUCUAGUUAUCCUAGAAGAAUUUCAGAUAAUUUUCUAUUAUAAAUAAGUGCUAAUGGUAUUAAAUUAGUAAAUAGUUCUGAUAUAUUUAAAAUCAAAUAUUUUCUUUUUCUAUUUUAUUUAGUCCAUUUCUGGAUUCUAGAAAUUUUAUAUAAUAUUAUUAAUAAGUCUUCUUACCUUCUUAAGUUGAAUGAAAAUCAAUGUUAAUCUAUCGGAUUAUAACUGUAAAAGUUUGUUGUAUCCCCCUUUCUCUUUGUGUUUCAUCUUAUUUAGAUAUAACUUUAAAGUGCCAUUCUAAAUUAUACCAUUCUCUUGGUAUACUCGUCAGAAUAAUAUAAAAAAAUAAUGCACACUGUUACAAUACCGUAUUACUAAUUAGAAUUAGCUUUAGCUGUUGGUUUAAGAAUUGGCACAUAUAUCUAAGUAUAAGUUUCUAUUUUAUCUAUAUGUGUGAUAAGCCCAAAAAAUUUUCUAUCUACAUUCUUGUAAAUAAUUUUUUAAGAGUUUAGAUGAAGGAAACAAACUUUAAAUUUAUUAAUUUUUUUAAAUAUAUUAUUUUAAUAUUAAAUUGACAAAUCACAUAGGUCUUUUAAUAUUUUAUUUUAAUAGCUUAUCCAGGAGGAAUUAUUUUGGAAAAUUAUAAAAAUAAUAACAUUUAACUCAUAUAUUAUACUCCUUCAGAAAUCUAAUAAUCACUUGAUUUUGUUAUGAUAGUGUAUAUCGGGCCUGGCCUACUAAAAAAAUAAAAAAUAAUACCACUAUAAAAAGUAUAAAACAUUAUAUGUAUAUCAUGAUUCAUUAUAAAUAACUAAGGAAUGCUCAUCCCACCCAACGUCGAUGGCGCAAGAAUCUUCCCUCCUGCCAAGAUAUUUUCUUGCUCCUCUCUUAUUACAAUCAACACAAGCGAAAGUAUUAUUUAUAAAAUCAUAGAUAAUAUAAAUUAUACUUGCUGUGGCCUACCUAUUUCAUUUUUUCCUCUUGACCCUUGUUUUGAAACCUCUCAUUUUGAAAAUUCAUAACCCCGUCGAUGUACCUCCAUUAAAAAUAUUUUAAUGUCAAAACUUGCACCAUGAAAUCUCCUUCUGGACAUUCCUGAAUUAAUUUUAUAAUGAGAUAUUUAUUCAUCAUUUCUUUCACUAAAGUUUUCUGAUUAUUUCAAUAAGAUUAGUCUCUCGUGAAUAAGAAAUAAAAAAGUUUAAUUUGUAAUUACGCUUGUGUAUUAUUUUAAUGACACACAUAAAUUUUCAUUUAUUUAAUAUUUCUUAAUAAAUACCAAAAAUUAAAGGUUCAAUAAUAAUAUAAAACUGCUCUGCUUGGAUCGUCCUGUUCUGAUUCAUUUUUAGAACAAUAAAAUAAAAUUCUGAAUGAACAGUGAAAAGUGAAUUAAAAGCAAAAUAAAUAAAUAAUCAGGAUUGUAUUCAGAUAUUAAAUCUUGAUGAACAAUAUAGUAUGAAAGUUUAGGUUAAGCUAUUUUAAAAAUAUAUAGAUACAAAUACAAGAUCUUGGUCAUGUAAAUUAAGAGUUUGACAAUUAACUUGUAGUAAAAUAUUUACUGGCUACAAGGAUUUAAUCUCAACACACCAAUAAGGGAACAUUCUAAAUUUAUACAUUUUAUGUCUUAUAUAAAUAAUAUUCCUUCAUAUAAACAAGAAUUAUAAGUAAUGAUCCUUUUAAAAAAUAUGAAUUUAUAUGUCUUGAUAAUAAAAACAAAUUUGAUUUCAGUUAGUCAUAAGUUUAUUUUGUUUUUCUCUUUUGCCACUUGUCAUAUAUUAAAUUAACUGACAUUUGUUUCCACCUAACUUUUUUUUUCUGGUUAUAAUAGAUUGUAUUUAUUUUUAAUUUUUCUCCCAUGAGUAACUCAGAAAAUAUGUUUUUAACUAAUUAAGACGUUUAUCAUUUUUUUUAAAAAACCUAAAACACGUGUAUUCCAUAGAGGUAUUUCUUGUCACUGGCGGAUCUAUAGGAGAGAUGGGAAUUUUUAGGCUGAAGCUCACCAAAACGGGAAACUGAUUUUGUAAUUGUUCUACAUUUGUUACCGUGAGUGAUGUAAGCUGCUAUGUGCUUAAAAAUCACAAUAUGUUAUAUUUUUUAAAUUAUAAUGCAUAUUGAGCCACUAAAUAAAACCCUGUAUUAUAAAAUAUAUUAAAAAAUUCAUAUAUGAAAAAUAUAUUAAAAAAUUAUCUCUAAAAGUAUUAUUGAUCUUGUUAUUAAAUCUAUAUUUAUAUAAUUACAAGUGAUUAGUACUUGGGUGGGUGACCGUCCACCAGAGAAAGCAACGCUGCCUGAGAUUCCUAUCCCCCCUCUACCCUCCCCACGUUAUGUGAGGCCUGUCAGCCUACUGACUACUCUACUGAGGCAACGCUCACCGACUGGGCGUUGGGCUGAUGACCCUACCCCCGUGUACUUAAAUCAGGAAUCGGGAUGUGGUCUAGGAGACCACAUCUCCCGAUCAAAGAUCUUCUGUAGCGCCAACAGAAAAAAAAAAUAUAUAUAUAUAUAACAAAAUCUUUCGUGCUGAAGCCCCCUCUUCCCUCCCCCUAAAAAAUUAAAUCCUAGAUCCGCCACUGCAUCUUGUCCAAUUAUUUAAGCAUAACCUCUUAUCAUACUUAAGGUUUUCCAAUAUGGCCCUCGAGCCCUUACUAAUUGGAAACCCUUAUUGCAUUUAUGUGUAAAAUAAACAAAAAAAAUCAACCACUUUAAGACAAUAAUGAUUCUGAUGUUCUUACUUAGGCAAUAGCACAAAUGUUAUAGCCAUUUUGUGGUUUUAAUUGAAGAAACUCUCUUAUUAUUUUAUAUCAAUCUAUUACAAUUAACUUAACAGUUUAUUUUAAUAUAAUGAAUGUCAUAAAAGGGAACAUUAAUUAGGAAUCUUCAUACUUAUCUCAAAGCUUCAAUUUUGAGAUAAUAAACUGUAACACCUAUUUUGUGCCUCUGUUAUUUUAAUAUAGCAUAUCAUGUAAUAAAAAAGUAUGUACAUGUUAACUUUUUGUAAGGUUUAUGUACACUUGAUCCAACACCAAUCAGUAUUAUUACUAUUUUAUGUGUAUUAUUAUAUACUGUGUAAUUAGUCUUUUAAAACAUAUAUAGCUAUUAUAUAGAGCAAGUUUAGGUAUUUUCUAAUCACAUUAUAAAGGCAAAUUAAUAAAUCUUUUUUUUUUUAAUUGAACUUUUUGAUAACUUUUACAGUUAGGUCCGUCCAUAUGUGUUUUAAUUAUAUACAGUUUGAUUAUUAAAUAUAAAUAAUUGUCAAAUAUAACAUAAUAUUUUUAUAUUAGGGCUUGAAAAUUUUAACUUAUUUUAAAUCAGUUCCAUUAUGAAGAGAAGCUUUGUUUCUGUUGCUGCAGAACAAGGAUAAAUUAAAAACAAAUUAUUUAAUUAUAAGACCAGUUAUUGUUUAUUUCUCAUUCGACAUGAAUCUAUGUAAGUUAAACUUUUACCAUAAAUAAAAAACUUUUUUUCCAGAAAGUUUUUAUUUUAAAAGCUUUUUGUCGUACAAGUUUCAAGCCCUGUACGAUGUAAAUAACACCUGCAGUGCUUGUGGCGCCAUUAUAGUUUAAAUCAGAAUUCUCCUAACUAAGGCUCCUGAAAGUUUUUUUGAUAACAUGGUAAAAUUUAAAAAAAAUAUGAAAUUUAGUAGGAAGCGGAGUAGCGUAGUAAGUUAGGCACUGGGCUGCUAAGCUCUAGGUCUAAUGAUAAGUAAUUUUUCAUCAGCUGUGGAUCGAGAGACCCUUCUGGGGCACACCCAGCCUCUACAAAGUGGGUAUUCUUAUUUAAAAUAAUUAAUUAAGGGAGAAAACCUGGCAGGCCAUAUGCAUCAGGAUAAAUACAUCCUGCACUACCGCUAGCCUUGUUUUUUUUUUCUUUUUUAGAGAUCUCUCAAAUAAUGAGGUUACUACAUCUAUUGAAUGAGUUGUUUCUCUUAGAAAGCUCAUUUCACUACUAAAUUGCCAUUUACCGAACAAGAUUUUUUUUUCAUGACAAACCAUGAGCUGCAGUUAUUAGCGAAGGUUUUAAUGAGAACUACAGGCCAACAAAUUUGGAGACCCCUAGUUUAAAUAAAGACCUGAAGUAAACAUCAAAAUGAAUAUUCUUGUUUACUUAUUAAUAACGUUUCUAAAUUUAAAUAAUUAAUUUUAAUUAACUUCAGCUAUUUAAUGUAGUUAUAUAAUUUUUUCCUAAACCAUUUUGUAAUUAACUACUAAUAUGGUCCAUUACCAAAGUGAAUGCCUAAACUUGCCAUAUUUCCAGUUUGAUGAAACGUAAUAUAUAUGGUGUAUUUUAUGAUUUAUUAAUUUAAAAUGGACAUAAGCUACUUCUGAUUUAUUAUGGAUCAACUGUUAUAAAUAAUUUACUAAGGUUUGUUAAGAUUUUUUUUUUAACCUUUCAACAGAUAUACCAAAUUUCUAAUCAUAUUUUAUUGUCUUCCUUGUUGUUAAAUGUAUGUAUAAAGUGCCUUCUGAAUUUAUGUUAAUUUAUUUAACCAAAACAAAUAUAUUUAAACAAUUCUUAAAGGAUUUCUAAUUAUUAUUACACAUAUAUUACUUAAUUGUGGGCCAACCUUUAAAAUAACAUAAGUAAUUUAUAUAACAAAUAUAUGAGUAAUUCUAAAUAA